This is a messenger RNA of Cicer arietinum (chickpea), 1745 nucleotides long. Its product is annotated as organic cation/carnitine transporter 4-like. The record is from RefSeq and is a predicted model, not a curated record. Lineage: Eukaryota; Viridiplantae; Streptophyta; Magnoliopsida; Fabales; Fabaceae. Gene Ontology annotation, biological process: transmembrane transport. Gene Ontology annotation, molecular function: transmembrane transporter activity. Gene Ontology annotation, cellular component: membrane.
AUAAAUAUUAGGGGCUUUACGUAUACAACCGAAACUUAUUGCGUAAGGAACUUAUUAUCAAAGUAGAAGGAAAAUAACAAAGUGCAGUGAUGGCCACCACGGUGUCCUCAGAAUCCAAUUACCGUUUAGGGACUAAUCCGGCACGGCCGACGAAGAUGCAUAUCGACGAGAUGUUGCAGAAUUACUGCGGCGAGUUCGGUCCGUGGCAACUAAAACAAUUUAUCUUAACAAGCAUUGCAUGGAUCCUCAUGGCUUUUCAUUCCAUGGUCAUGAUUUUUGCCGAUCGUGAACCCCAUUGGAAUUGUCUUGAUAAUUCUAGUUGUGAUGCCGCUUCUCAUAACGUCUGUUCCCUCCAAACGGAUUUGUGGGAGUGGACCGGAGGCCGCGGAAGCUCCACCGUGUCGGAGUGGGGUUUGAUUUGUAGUGAAAAAUAUAAGGUUGGAUUGGUUCAUUCCUUGUUCUUCGUUGGCUCUUUGAUUGGUGCUGGAAUAUUUGGACAUCUCUCGGACUCUUUCCUAGGAAGACGAGGGUGUUUAGCAGUGGUUUGUGCCCUAAAUGGAGUUUUUGGUUGCUUAACACCAUUCUUUCCAAAUUAUUGGACCUAUGCUCUCUUCCGCCUCCUUACUGGUUUUAGCACCGGAGGCGUUGGCCUUUGCGCCUUCGUUCUCGUCACUGAACCCGUUGGUCCAACCAAGCGCGGCGUCGUUGGAAUCUCCACCUUUUACUUCUUCUCCGGCGGCAUUGCUAUUCUCUCCGGCAUAGCCUAUAUCUUUCAAAAAUGGCGCCAUCUCUACAUCGCUUCCUCUAUCCCCUCCUUUCUUUACCUUCUCCUUGUGCUUCCUUUCCUAUCCGAGUCCCCAAGAUGGUACCUUGUUCGUGGGAGGGUAAGCGAGGCCAUGAAGCUUAUGUCAACCAUUGCAUCUUUCAAUGGGAAGCACAUUCCCGAAGGGGUUAUCCUUGCACUAGAUGAUGAAGUGUCAGCAGCUAAAGAAAAUGAGUUAUGCAACAAUCAAAGUUAUAUGGAAAAUAAGGAUCCACUAGGUGGGUCCAUUGUGGAUGUGAUACGCUCCCCAAUCACACGUAAAAGGUUAUUGGUAACCGCGGCACUUAACUUUUUUGGUGGUUUAGUAUACUAUGGUCUCACCUUAAAUGUGGCAAAUUUCAAAGUCAACCUUUAUCUAAAUGUGUUGUUGAAUUCUAUGGGGGAAAUGCCAGCUUUUAUGAUAACAACAAUGUUAGUUGAUAGGUUAGGAAGGAAACCAUUGAUUGUAGGGACAAUGUGGUUUAGUGGAUUAUUUUGCUUGAUGGGGAGUUUGAUGAGAAAUAUUGGGGUGUGGAAAGUAAUUAAAAUGGUGUGUGGUGUUUUGGGGAUAUUUGGGAUGGCAGGAACUUAUAACAUAUUGUUUAUUUACACGGCGGAGUUGUUUCCUACGGUGGUGAGGAAUUCCGCCCUUGGUUGUAAUGCGCAGGCGGCGCAAUUAGGGGCUAUAUUGGCACCAUUUGUGGUUGUUUUGGGAGGUUGUUUUCCGUUUGUGGUGUUUGCUCUAUGUGGAAUUGUGGGUGGAGUUUUUGUGUUUUUUAUGCCUGAGACCAUGAACAUGCCUCUCUAUGAUACAUUUCAUGGAUUGGAGAAUGGACAUCCAUAAAAUUGCUUCUUUUUAAAUGUAAAUAUGAUGUUAAGUGCUUUUGGUAAAUGUAACUUUUUAUGAAGCACUUACUAUGAUGCUUUGAAUUUAUUUCCCUCA